Molecule: messenger RNA, 5092 nt
Organism: Gymnodraco acuticeps
Lineage: Eukaryota; Metazoa; Chordata; Actinopteri; Perciformes; Bathydraconidae
Product: ataxin-2 homolog
Molecular function (GO): oxidoreductase activity, acting on the CH-OH group of donors, NAD or NADP as acceptor; transcription corepressor activity; NAD binding
Source: RefSeq, a predicted model, not a curated record
AUGCUUGUCCCUAACAAACAGUUGGGCCUUGGUCGCUCCCACAGUUGGGACACGUUAGGGGGGCAUGAGGGUCAAUGGGAGAGGUCUGAUAGUGUCUACGAGCAGCAGGCAAGAUUAGCCAGUCGUCGGGGCUCUCUGUCAUACGGAGAGGGAGCAGGGUGGUUAGAGCUUCCACCAGGAGUGCAUCCCCCUGACCUGGAUUUGAAACGUGAGCCAUACUCCUACCAAGACUCUCUGUACGGACAGGUUUACGCAGAGCGACAGGACCCACGGGGACUGAGGAAGGGCUCUGCGCCUGAUCUUAACAACUACGAACGAGCACCAAUGGCUCACAGAGGAUCCAUUCCACAUCAGGAUUACUAUUCCCCUGACCCGGCCAUGACUCCUCGGCCACCUGAGGUUUACCGGCCAGAACACCAGCCUCAGCCGCCUCACCCACUUAGUAGAUCAGGCUCUCAUUAUGGAAUGGCACCUGUGGCUCGUGCAGGGUGGGAUCAGGGUCAGGGAGGGAGAGCUGGACCUCAAGCACCUGCAUCGCCUCUGCCUCCUCCUCCACCUCCUCCAACAGCUCAUGAGAUGAGUCGGGCUUAUAGGGAAGCAGCUGUAACUGCCGCCAAAAUGACCCAAGAUGGCCAGCGGGUCCCUUCUCGAGAGCCAUCUCCUUCUCAUUAUAGUAUGGACCAAGCAUCUCCUCGGUAUGCCAGUGAGCCUCCACCCAUUGCUGGUCAGGUUAUCUAUACUGAUGUUAACGGCCGACCAUUGGAUCCGCAGCAGCAGGCUGCUACCUGUCUAGUUGUAGAUCCUGCCAGUCAAGGUGUGAUAAUGAGGCAAGAUCCUGCCUCACCCUACACUGCCCAACAGCAGCAAUUACAGCAGCAACAACAAAUACAACAGCAACAAUUACAGCAGCAGCAACUUCAACAGCAACAAAUACAACAACAGCAGUUACAGCAGCAGCAACUUCAGCAACAUCAACUUCAACAGCAGCAAUUACAACAGCAACAGCUUCAACCACAGCAGAUACAGCAGCAGCAACUUCAACAAGAUCAGUUGCAGCCACAUAUGCAACAGCAACCCCUGCAACCUCCGCCUACCAUGCCCCUCUCCGACCCUAGCCUUUCUAUGACGGCUCCGCUUCCUGCUCCACCGAUCCCAAUGCAGCCCGCCGCAGUUGCUCCAGCUGCACCUGUCCUUGUGCAGGCUCCCCAAACUUCACUCCCUCCUCCCCCAACCACUCCACUUUAUGCUCUUCCUCCCCAAACUGCCCCACAGACACCUUUGCCUGUGGACCCCAGGAAAACCGUUGAUCCUGAGUUCCUUGCCCUUCUGCGAAACGAAGGCAUCUCAGAGAGCUCCAUCUCCUCAAUUAUCCAGCAGGGAUUUGACUCCGCUAGCAUGCUAGCUGUUAUGGAGGACAACGAUAUCCGUACUGUCGCACCCAACCUCGGCCAGGCUCGCGUUCUGUCUCGUGUGGUCCAAAACUGCAGGCGGCCCCAUGAGGCGACAUCAGCCCCAUCCCAACCUCAGACACCCAUGCGAGGCCGCUCUAAUAGCUUUAGCCAUCGCUCGGACAUCUACCACCAGCCCCCCCAGCACCACCAUCCAACCCACCCGUUACAGGCUUUAAAUGUGGAUGCUCACAUGAUGCCCCCACAGACCCCUGGGGCCAUGCAGACCAUCUCCCCAAGGAUGGGAGAAGCAAUGGGUAGGAGGCCCAACAGUGCCCCUUCUCAGCACAUCAUGGAAGCUUCUGGAGGCUACCCAGGCCAACCCCCUCGCUCCCCGGGGCCAUAUGCAGGGGCGCUAAUGCCUGCUCAAUCAAGACCCAUGUCCGCCUACUCUUCUGGGAUGCCCAUGCAUGGUAUGCAGAUAAUGCCACAGCAAAUGACUGGGUCAAUGCCUGCCAUGCCUGGGUCUAUGCACUCCAUGUCAGGUAUGCCACAGCAUAUGCCUGUGUCCAUGCCAGUUUUACCACAGCCACCACAACAGGUACCAAAAGCCUACUCUACCAAUUACACAGUGCCCAUGGAGCUGAUGAAGAGGGACAGGAAUGUAAUGCCAUUAUCACCCAUGCACAGCCCUCACCCCAGUCCUCAGAUGAUGCGUAAGGGUGGGGGUACUGUACAGGACAAUGCCCUUGUCUCUAUGGGACCACCAGGUCAAGGACAAGUUGCCCUGGCUGCUAACCAGAAGCUAAGUCGACGCACAGGUCCACCAGUCAUCGUGUCCACUAUGGCGUCUCCAGAAACAAGUAUUCGGCCCCAGAUUAUGAACGGGCCUAUGCACCCGCGCCCCCUGGUGGCGCUGCUGGACGGGCGCGACUGCACCGUGGAGAUGCCCAUCCUCAAAGACCUGGCCACCGUGGCUUUCUGUGACGCCCAGUCCACACAGGAGAUACAUGAGAAGGUGCUGAAUGAGGCCGUGGGGGCCAUGAUGUACCACACCAUCACCCUGACCAGAGAGGACCUGGAGAAGUUCAAGUCGCUGCGCAUCAUCAUCCGCAUCGGCAGCGGCUACGACAACAUCGACAUCAAGGCUGCCGGGGACCUGGGCAUUGCGGUGUGUAACAUCCCCUCAGCGGCGGUAGAAGAGACAGCAGACUCAACACUUUGUCACAUCCUCAACCUGUACCGGCGGAACACCUGGCUGUACCAGGCUCUCCGGGAGGGCACGCGGGUCCAGAGCGUGGAGCAGAUCAGGGAGGUGGCGUCGGGGGCGGCGAGGAUCAGAGGAGAGACGCUCGGCCUCAUCGGAUUUGGUCGCUCGGGCCAGGCGGUGGCGAUCCGGGCGAAGGCGUUCGGCUUCAACGUGAUCUUCUACGACCCGUACAUCCAGGACGGGCUGGAGCGCUCGCUGGGCGUUCAGCGGGUCUACACGCUGCAGGACCUGCUCUACCAGAGCGACUGCGUGUCCCUGCACUGCAACCUGAACGAACACAACCACCACCUCAUCAACGACUUCACCAUCAAACAGAUGCGUCAAGGGGCUUUCUUGGUCAACUCGGCACGGGGGGGUCUGGUGGAUGAGAAAGCUUUGGCUCAGGCCCUGAAGGAAGGCCGGAUACGGGGGGCCGCCUUGGACGUCCACGAGUCGGAGCCUUUCAGUUUUUCCCAAGGUCCUCUGAAGGACGCCCCCAACUUGAUCUGCACCCCCCACACCGCCUGGUACAGCGAGCAGGCAUCACUGGAGAUGAGAGAGGCCGCCGCCACAGAAAUACGCAGAGCCAUCACUGGCCGUAUUCCUGACAGCCUCCGAAACUGCGUCAACAAAGAGUUCUUUGUCACCUCGGCCCCCUGGGGAAUGAUGGAGCAGCAGCAGCAGCAGCAGCAGCAGCAGCAGCAGCAGCCUCAAGUUCACCCUGAGAUGAACGGUGCCGCCUACAGGUUCCCUCCCGGUGUGGUGGGCGUGGCCCCCGGCGGGAUCCCCGGACCGAUGGAGGGGUUGGUGCCUGGGGGGGUGCCCAUCGCCCAUACCCUGCCCCCCGGUACCCAUCCGUCACAGGCCCCCUCCCCCAACCGACCCUCCAAACAUGGCGACCCCAUGAGAGAGCACAUGACUGAGCCUUAGGACUGCUGCUGUUACCGAGCAGGGGGCUGAAACCAACUUCAACAAAAAAAUAAAUAAAACCCAGCAACCCCACCAACCGAACCAUCCGACUGUACGCUUGACUUCAGCCAUCUGAACCCACCAGCAGACUGCCUGUAGGGCAACGUUUCAACAAUUUAUUUUGUAUGAAACCACAGCCCCAGUGAGGACAGUGGACACACAGUGGUUAUAACACACCUGAGAUGGUUAUUACACACCUGAGCUGCCACACUGAGAUGGGACUGACCGUCAAACUCAUGCAGAUCUGAGACCUCCCCUCCCCCAUAUCUGUUUCUGUUCUUCGUUGAUUUAAGUGAUAUUUUAAUCUUUAUUUUUGAGUAUAUUUCAGGGGAGAUUCCUCCUAAUUUCUGGGACAUGUUGACAUUUCCACAUGCAGGAUGGACAUCUGACCCCCCCCCCCCCCCCUCCCUGAUUUAAAGGACAAACUUGAAGCGACAGUGACUUCAUAAACUUCCCCUUAUUCCUCAGUUUCGCCCAUUUCAGCGCAAACAUGUCUUGUGUUGAUUUUUUGAUUUUUUACUUUCCUCUGUUUACCCUAUAUUCUGUGUUUAUGUUGCAAGUGAAUAUCAGUUUGUUCUGUUCUUCAGUGUUUGAAAAUGAAUGAAUUUACAGUUACACGUAUGUUUAGCAGACCAACAGCAGAAUCUGCCGUCUCCAUCAGAAAUCUGGACUCCAUCUUUUGCUUUUUCCCUUCGUGGCUGGUGGCCCCUGAAUGUAGAGCCAAGGUGUGUGCCAGGACAUGUGGUUUCCAGUUCCAGAAAGAAUAUUUCAGCCCAUUAACUCAAAAAUGACCCAUUGAAACCAAAAAAGGAAAAAAAGCAGACUGCCAUUUGUGGUUAGAUAUUGUACGUUGAGUGUAUAACAUCAAUUACAUUUAGCUGUGGUAUUUUCCAACGCGGCUGAACUGAGGUACCCACGAUAUUUGGCCUGAACAGUGUCCCAGAUAUCUGCACCCAAAGGACCGACAGUACGUUACAGCUCCAGUUAGCGAAGUAGGAAAAACUAAAACAGCUUACUGACUCAGGAAAAAGAAAAUCUGUCCAUAUCGGAAUUAAAAGAAAAACUGGAUUCUUACUUUCCAUUACUCCACCUCUUUCUCCAUUGUGGUAUUUUAUUUUUUUUUUUAUAUCAAAUGUACGUUUUUGAUGUUCAUGGUUUUCUGUUCCGUUAGAUUUGUAUUGCCUUGUUAAAUGUUCUUAUAAUCAUAGUCUGAUGUGAGCGACCACUCCCUCUCCUCCUAUAGUUUCUUCCUCUUUGUUUUUCUGCUCUAAUGAAAUCCAGCUGUGGUUCUCGGAGGCAGAGUGUCCUCCGUGAACAACCGCCGCCACAUCAUCCCUUUUAGCCCCGUGACGUUAGCAAGAGACGGCUGCUAGCAGAUUGUUUGGUUUUUAGUGUGAGUAUUUGUAUUUGUUUCUUGUACAAGGUGAACAUAUAGCAUACAGUGCAGCUGGAAACAAUAAAUAAAAUGUACUGUUCUGAUUGAUGA